Rhopalosiphum padi (bird cherry-oat aphid) is the source of this 573-nucleotide messenger RNA. RefSeq lists its product as uncharacterized. Lineage: Eukaryota; Metazoa; Arthropoda; Insecta; Hemiptera; Aphididae. Bases 1 to 573 code for a protein of 190 amino acids. The transcript has 6 exons. The record is from RefSeq and is a predicted model, not a curated record.
AUGAGAUUUAUCAAUGAUGGAGAGUUUUCUGACAAUGAGUCAUCUGAUAGUAUGCCAUCAUUAUCUUCAACAGAUGAUGAACUUCAAGUUAAAAAGUCUAAUGAAUUAUCAUUAAAAUCUAGUAUGCAACAGCAAAAAUUAACAAUUUCUAAAGACCCUGGAUGGUCUCCUUUAAAAUGUUCGGUGAUUGAAUCUUCAGAUGCACAAAUUACAUCAACUCCAGUUCCUCAAAAAACUGACCCAUUUAUCACAGAUAUUAAAAGUUUGAAAUCUAAAUCCAAAUACUACCAUAAUGAUAUUGGUAAUAGUAGUGUUCCUUCAGAGGAUGAUGUAAAUGCACAGACAAAUCAUUCUAACAAAACUUCUUUGACCACCAAGAUAGCUAUUUUAUCUCCUCAAAAGUUUGUAGACAAUAGUAGUGGUUUAAACAGUACUAUCAUUGCUAAAGGAGAUCACCCACAUUCAUCAUUAGCUAAAAGAAGUUUAUUUUCUGACUUGGAUGAAUCUCCAAGCCUCGUUGUAAUUGACAGUCCGAUAAACAUUUCUUCAAGAACAUUAUCUGGUGUGUUUUGA